Rhinolophus ferrumequinum (greater horseshoe bat) is the source of this 4259-nucleotide messenger RNA. It is a transcript of the gene NTN1, whose product is annotated as netrin 1. The transcript is spliced from 7 exons. The coding region runs from base 330 to 2144 and encodes 604 amino acids. NCBI's taxonomy places the organism in Eukaryota, Metazoa, Chordata, Mammalia, Chiroptera, Rhinolophidae. Gene Ontology annotation, molecular function: protein binding. The record is from RefSeq and is a predicted model, not a curated record.
GGCGCGGGCUGGGCAGCACUGCGACCGCGGCGGUAGCAGCGGGAGCCGGGCGGCCGCGUAGUCACUCGGGCGAGAGAGGCGGCGGCGGCUGCCGGGCCAGGGCUGGGGCUGGGGCAGCAGCGGCCGCGCCGGGCAUGGAGCUGGCAAGCCGGCGCUGAGGCAGGACGCGCCUGCUAGCAGCGAGCGAGAGGCUCUCGCCGUCCCGCGUGCGGGCUCCCCGGCCGGGGCUGGGCAAACUUUUCUUUCUCUUUUGCCCUUUCCAGAGGCGCCUUCUGCGGCGGUCGGACCGACUCCUCGGCGCGGCGGGGCCGGGGCAAGCUGGACGCAGCAUGAUGCGCGCAGUGUGGGAGGCGCUGGCGGCGCUGGCGGCGGUGGCUUGCCUGGUGGGCGCGGUGCGCGGCGGACCCGGGCUCAGUAUGUUCGCGGGCCAGGCGGCGCAGCCGGACCCCUGCACGGACGAGAACGGCCACCCGCGCCGCUGCAUCCCUGACUUUGUCAACGCGGCCUUCGGCAAGGACGUGCGCGUGUCCAGUACCUGCGGCCGGCCCCCAGCGCGCUACUGCGUGGUGAGCGAGCGCGGCGAGGAGCGGCUGCGCUCCUGCCACCUCUGCAACUCGUCGGACCCCAAGAAGGCGCAUCCACCCGCCUUCCUCACCGAUCUCAACAACCCCCACAACCUGACGUGCUGGCAGUCCGAGAACUACCUGCAGUUUCCGCACAACGUCACGCUCACGCUGUCGCUCGGCAAGAAGUUCGAGGUGACGUACGUGAGCCUGCAGUUCUGCUCGCCACGGCCCGAGUCCAUGGCCAUCUACAAGUCCAUGGACUACGGGCGCACGUGGGUGCCCUUCCAGUUCUACUCCACACAAUGCCGCAAGAUGUACAACCGGCCGCACCGCGCGCCCAUCACUAAGCAGAACGAGCAAGAGGCCGUGUGCACCGACUCGCACACGGACAUGCGUCCGCUCUCGGGCGGCCUUAUCGCCUUCAGCACGCUGGACGGGCGGCCCUCGGCUCACGACUUCGACAACUCACCGGUGCUUCAGGACUGGGUAACGGCCACCGACAUCCGCGUGGCCUUCAGCCGCCUUCACACGUUCGGCGACGAGAACGAGGACGACUCGGAGCUGGCGCGCGACUCGUACUUCUACGCGGUGUCGGACCUGCAGGUGGGCGGCCGCUGCAAGUGCAAUGGCCACGCGGCCCGCUGCGUGCGCGACCGCGACGAUAGCCUGGUGUGCGACUGCAGGCACAACACGGCGGGUCCCGAGUGCGACCGUUGCAAGCCCUUCCACUACGACCGGCCCUGGCAGCGCGCCACCGCCCGCGAGGCCAACGAGUGCGUGGCCUGCAACUGCAACCUGCACGCCCGACGCUGCCGCUUCAACAUGGAGCUCUACAAGCUGUCGGGACGCAAGAGCGGGGGCGUCUGCCUCAACUGCCGCCACAACACGGCCGGCCGCCACUGCCACUACUGCAAGGAGGGCUACUACCGGGACAUGGGCAAGCCCAUCACCCACCGGAAGGCCUGCAAAGCCUGUGAUUGCCAUCCCGUGGGAGCCGCUGGCAAAACCUGCAACCAAACCACCGGCCAGUGUCCCUGCAAGGACGGCGUGACAGGCAUCACCUGCAACCGCUGCGCCAAAGGCUACCAGCAGAGCCGCUCUCCCAUCGCGCCCUGCAUAAAAAUCCCCGUGGCACCACCGACCACUGCCGCCAGCAGCGUGGAAGAGCCAGAAGACUGUGAUUCCUACUGCAAGGCCUCCAAAGGGAAGCUGAAGAUUAACAUGAAAAAGUACUGCAAGAAGGACUAUGCUGUCCAGAUCCACAUCUUGAAGGCAGACAAGGCGGGGGACUGGUGGAAGUUCACGGUGAACAUCAUCUCCGUGUACAAGCAGGGUACGAGCCGCAUCCGGCGCGGUGAUCAGAGCCUGUGGAUCCGCUCGCGGGACAUCGCCUGCAAAUGCCCCAGAAUCAAGCCCCUCAAAAAGUACCUGCUGCUGGGCAACGCGGAGGACUCGCCGGACCAGAGCGGCAUCGUGGCCGAUAAGAGCAGCCUGGUGAUCCAGUGGCGGGACACAUGGGCGCGGCGACUGCGCAAGUUCCAGCAGCGCGAGAAGAAGGGCAAGUGCAAGAAGGCCUAGCGUGGAGGCAGCGGCGCGCCGGGCGCCGGGCAGGCGGGCGGGGCGCGGGCCAGGCGAGCUAGAGCGGGGGGCGCGCCACCGCAGCGGCGUGGACUUGGCCCGUAAGGGCUUUCCCAGGUGGGGGGAGGGUGGGGGUGGGGUCGCAGCCGGCGCGGGGGCGGGGCCCUCGGCGGCCCCUCCCCUGGUGGCCCCACCCCCGCCCCCACUCUGCGCGCCCCGGGCGGGAGCCGCGCGCGGGGAGGGGUACGCAGCAGGCCGGGCCCUGAAGAAAUGAGGACGAGACUUAGCUACCUCACGGGCUCCUUCCAGAGCAGGGACGGGCUUCCCUAGGGCCCGGCGGGGUCGCCGUGGCGGGGGCAGGGCAGCUUGACCUGGGCCCGAAGGACUGGCGCAGAGCCGCGCAAUUGGGGCCGCACCUGCGGCGGCCAGUGGAUGGUUAGAGAGAGAAGGGGACGUGAGGAGAACUGUGAAUUCUCAGGCCCGCGGUUGGGCAGGGGGCCAAGCGAGCCCGGCCAAACCACCACCCCAAACAGAAGACCGAAAAUCCCCUCCCUUUUCCCCUGGCUCUUCUUGGUCACAGGACCCCUAGCUGGGACAACUUGGGCCCCAUCUGAAGGGGCUGGGCAGACCUUUGGGGAUGGCAGAAGCAGCCUGUGCAGCCAGCAUUCCCCGUGCAGGCUGUGAGCUCCAUUGCCACCUGCUGAAUCGGUCCUCCUGGGUGGGGUGAGGGAUUUACAAUCUGUGCAGCCAGAGGAGCGGAAGCCCCUGCCCCUGCCCAGCUGGGGAUUCUGUGCAGGCCCAGGAUUCUGGCCCAUGCAGAGGGCAGUGGACCCAAGGACACCCCUGAGAAGCCCAAGCCGGGUGGUCACUGCCUCAUACUGGAGCUGCCUGUUGGAGGAGGCUCUGCGAAGGCAAAACCUCCCAGAGAGUUUCCUUUUUGGAAACUUGGAACCGGCCUCUUUACGACAUUUUCCAGGGGACGGGAAAGGGGCACUAGCUGGGUUUAUGGCAGUGACCCUAUUUGUGUAAUGACAUCAGCUCCCACAAGGCCCCUCAGCAGUGUCAACAGCUGGGAACGGCCUGGAUGGGCAUGGAAUGCAAGCUGCAAAGGUGCUUAUGCCUGGCUGGGGGAAGGGGCUUGCUGGAGUCAGGACUCGGUUUGCUGGCCCAGUAAGGAGCCAGAGUGCCCAAGCCAUGGGCAGGCGGGGACAGGAAUGACCAGGUUCCUGGAUACCAAGGAAGUCAUGACCACUUCCUGUUGCUGCCCUAAUUCCUGGCUCCCCAAGGGAAGGGACAGAGGCUGCCAGGCCAAGAAAGCCUGCUGCAGCUGUCCCCACCCUGGGGCUGACCCCAGCAGAUGUCUUGAUUUAGCCUGGGCAGCGUCUCAUCCACAUGGUUCUAGCUGCCCCAUUUGUGGAGGCCUCCAAUGCCGUAGGGUAUGGCCAGACCCCCUUUCCACAGCUCCGUAGAGAGACUGUUCCCAAGCAGGCAGCCCCAGACCUUUGGGUCUGAUUGCGUAACACAGGGUCUAUUCCUGUGCGCAGGGUCCUACUGCCUCCCUGCCUCCUGCGCUCUCUGCGCUGCCCAGAGGCCUCUGGCCCGCGUCCUCACACCCGGCACACUGAGAUAGAGACCCGGCUCCCUUCUCAGUCAGGAAGUUGGUUUCAUUUCCCACCAGAGUCUGGCUGCUCAGAAGAGUCACACCAACUAUGAAGUGUGGCCCCCGUGGUCUGGCUUCCCUCUGCCUUCUCUGAUUCGGCCUGCAUCAUGGCUGUCAGUUAGUGAGCACCUGCUCUGUGCCUCGCACUUUACCCACGUGAUCUCCUGUUAUCCUCAUGACAACGCUGUGAGACAGGGAUUCUCACCCCCCCACUCUCACCAGCGAGGAAACUGAAGCACAUGUGCCCAUGGUCACCAGGCAAAUAAGUGGCAGAACUGGAUUCACACUCCAAAGCCAGACUUUGUGACCACAGGCCGUGCUGCUCCUUGCUCAUUGCGUGCUAGCUCUGUAGCCUACCCUCUCAGUUCCUGUAGCAGGCUGUGGGGGGGUGCUCGUAGGGGUGUUGCCACUGAGACACUGGCUCCGGUUACCGCCGUUGGCCUGAAGAAUAGAAG